CUGAGCCCGGUGACGUCAGUGUGGCAGUGCGGAGUCAGGCGCGGCGGCUCCCUAUAAGCCGAGGAGCUGUCCGGGUGCUGAAACCGUCCGACCAGCUCACGCCGCGGACCAGGAGGAACAUGCUGUGGACCUUCUCUGCCAUAUAAAAAAAGAGGGAAUCUUUCAAACAUGGCAGAAACUAAGACUCACUGGCUUGGAGCAGCCCUGUCUCUCAUCCCUUUAAUUUUCCUCCUCUCUGUGGCCGAAGCAGCUUCAUUUCAGAGAAACCAGCUGCUUCAGAAGGAACCAGAUCUCAGAUUAGAAAAUGUCCAAAAGUUUCCCAGUCCUGAAAUGAUCAGGGCUUUGGAGUACAUAGAAAAGCUCCGACAACAAGCUCACAAAGAAGAAAGCAACCCAGACUACAAUUCCUACCAAGGUGUCUCUGUUCCCCUUCAGCAAAAAGAAAAUGGUGAUGAAAGUCACUUGCCAGAAAUUUCAAGGGAUUCCCUGAGUGAAGAUGAGUGGAUGAAGAUAAUACUUGAAGCUUUGAGACAGGCUGAAAAUGAGCCCCAGUCUGUACCAAAAGAAAAUAAACCCUAUGCCUUGAAUGCAGAGAAGAACUUUCCAGUGGAUGUGCCUGAUGAUUACGAGACUCAACAGUGGCCAGAGAGAAAGCUCAAGCACAUGCGAUUCACUCCAAUGUAUGAAGAGAAUUCCAGGGACAACCCCUUUAAGCGCACAAAUGAAAUAGUGGAGGAACAAUAUACUCCUCAAAGUCUCGCUACUUUGGAAUCUGUCUUCCAAGAGCUUGGGAAGCUGACGGGACCAAACAACCAGAAGCGUGAGAGAGUUGAUGAGGAGCAAAAACUUUACGCAGACGAUGAAGAUGAUAUCUACAAGGCCAAUAACAUUGCCUAUGAAGAUGUGGUUGGGGGAGAAGAUUGGAACCCAGUAGAAGAAAAAAUAGAGAGUCAAACCCAGGAAGAGGUAAGAGACAGCAAAGAGAAUGUAGAAAAAAGUGAACAAAUCAAUGACGAAAUGAAGCGUUCAGGGCAGUUGGGUCUCCAGGAUGACGAUCUUCGAAAAGACAGUAAAGACCAACCCUCAGAUGAUGUCUCCAAAGUAAUUGCCUAUCUGAAAAGGUUAGUGAAUGCUGCAGGCAGUGGGAGGUCACAGAAUGGGCAAAGCGGAGAAAGAGCAGCCAGGCUUUUUGAGAAGCCACUUGAUGCUCAGUCUAUUUAUCAGCUGAUUGAAAUCUCAAGGAAUUUACAGAUACCCCCUGAAGACUUAAUUGACAUGCUCAAAACUGGAGAGAAGCCAAAUGGAUCAGCAGAACCAGAGCAGGAUCUUGAAAUUCCUGCUGACCUAGAUGACAUCUCUGACAUUGACUUAGACCAUCCAGAUCUGUUCCAAAAUAAGAUCCUCUCCAAGAAUGGCUACCCCAAAACACCUGGUCGUGGUGGGACAGAGUCCUUACCAGAUGGGCUCAGUGUUGAGGACAUUUUAAAUGUUUUAGGGAUGGAAAAUGCAGCAAAUCAAAAGCCUCCAUACUUUCCCAAUCAGUACAACCGAGAGAAGGUUCUGCCAAGACUCCCCUAUGGUCCUGGAAGAUCUAGAGCCAGCCAACUUCCCAAAGCUGUCUGGAUGCCAGAUGUUGAAAACAGGCAAAUGACAUAUGAAAACCUGAAUGACAAGGAUCAGGAAUUAGGAGAGUACUUGGCCAGGAUGCUAGUUAAAUACCCUGAGAUCAUGAAUUCAAACCAAGUGAAGCGAGUUCCCAGCCAAGGCUCAUCAGAGGAUGACUUACAGGAAGAGAACCAAAUCGAGCAGGUCAUCAAAGAGCAUUUGAAUCAACAUGGGUCUCAGGAGACUGACAAACUGGCCUCAGUAAGCAAAAGGUUCCCUGUGGGGCCCCCGAAGAGUGAUGAUUCUCCAAACAGACAGUACUUGGAUGAAGAUCUGUUAAUGAAAGUGCUGGAAUACCUCAACCAAGAAAAGGCAGAAAAGGGAAGGGAGCACAUUGCUAAGAGAGCCAUGGAAAACAUGUAAGCAGCGUUCGCUAACUGCCCUGCUUUCACUCCUCCCACCCAAGCAAACCCUAACAUUUCUCUUUAGUGUGCUGACCUCUAUCUUGUUAACACUGUAAUACCUUUAAAUGAUGCACAGGCAGAUGAUUCCAUUUCACUGGGGUGUCUGCUUCACUUACUCUGAGCUCUUCUCUUGUGUACGGAUAUGUGUAAAUGUUAUGACUCCUGAAUAAAAAUAUAAUCAUAUCUCUUAUUUAAGAAAGAUAUCUAUGAUAGUGUUUGAUAGUGUUUAAUAACGUGUCCAAUGGCUGUGGCAUUGCUGAUGCUCACAUACGAUAAAGAGUGUCCUAUAAUUCUCUUGAAAGUUUUUAAUAUUUAUUGAAUUAUUUUGUUACUGUCUGUAGUGUUUUGUGGAGUACUGGAGCAAAAAAAAAUAAAGCAUUAUAAAUAUAUAGUUUUAUUUACAAGGCCUUUUCUAUUGUGUGUUUUAUUGUUGAUUAAUAAAUGUUAUUUCUGGACAA
Messenger RNA from Vicugna pacos (alpaca), 2527 nucleotides. It is a transcript of the gene SCG2, whose product is annotated as secretogranin II. The record is from RefSeq and is a predicted model, not a curated record. Gene Ontology annotation, cellular component: secretory granule. Gene Ontology annotation, biological process: eosinophil chemotaxis; angiogenesis. Gene Ontology annotation, molecular function: chemoattractant activity; cytokine activity. Lineage: Eukaryota; Metazoa; Chordata; Mammalia; Artiodactyla; Camelidae.